This is a messenger RNA of Prunus persica (peach), 2075 nucleotides long. RefSeq names its product LEAF RUST 10 DISEASE-RESISTANCE LOCUS RECEPTOR-LIKE PROTEIN KINASE-like 2.1. Gene Ontology annotation, biological process: protein phosphorylation. The record is from RefSeq and is a predicted model, not a curated record. NCBI's taxonomy places the organism in Eukaryota, Viridiplantae, Streptophyta, Magnoliopsida, Rosales, Rosaceae. Gene Ontology annotation, molecular function: ATP binding; polysaccharide binding; protein kinase activity. The transcript has 3 exons. Bases 39 to 1940 code for a protein of 633 amino acids.
UUAUAAUUCUCUCUCUGCCAUAAUUUACAAUAUCCCAAAUGAAUCAAAACCUCUGCAUCCUCAUUUUGAUGUUUCUCCUCCUAACAGAAGCCUCAUUUGCUCUGGACUUUUACUACCAAAACUGCAGUGUGCCCGUAAGUUGUGGCCGCCAAAACAUUAGCUAUCCAUUCUACAUCCAAGGCAGGCAAGAAUCCUUCUGUGGCUACCCUGGCUUCCAGCUCUCUUGCCAUGGAGAUGGUGAAGAUGCCUACCCACUUCUCCAAUUGUCUGGUAACAAUUACACCAUCCACAACAUCGAUUACCAAAGAAAGUCUCUUCUUGUCUCAAAUUCUCUGCUUUCAGGCUACUUAGAAAGCACUGCUUGUAACGAUGAUAUUUCAUCACUCCAUAACUUAACCCUUCCCAAUGAUCAGUUCGAGUUGGCUUCAAACCAAGCUGACUUCUUUUUGCUCUACAAUUGCAACUCUUCUGUGGUUGAGUCAUUUCCAAAGUACAAAGUCGGUUGCUUUGAUCAGCCAACUAACAAAACCAGAAGUGAUACUUCAGUUCUGGCUCUACCUCGGGAUGAAUAUCCAAAUUUUGGAAGUGACAAGUGUAGAGGAGAAGUGGUGGUGGCUCAUGCUAGAGGAGGGUAUGAGAAUGGUGAGGUGGGAUUAAUACAAGAGGUUUUGAGCAGAGGGUUUGAGCUGAAUUGGUUUGCUAGUGACUGCAGCCGCUGCCAAGACAGUGGAGGGAGGUGCGGCUUCAAUUACACAACCUACCAUUUUAGGUGUCUCUGCCCAAGGAGGACUCAUUCUGUGCGCUGCCGGGAUGAUGAAGGAAAUAAUUUGAGAAGAUUCAAGAUAGGACUAGUUGCUGCAGUUGCUGCCAUUGUGGCUCUAGGGGCUAUUGUUUGCUGUUUAUUUUGGAAUAAUCGAAGAAAAAAUCGUCAAAUUGUUGAGGCAUUUCUAAGGAGCUAUGAGGCACUUCAAGUUAGAAGAUAUCGCUAUUUGGAUGUUAAGAAAAUGACCAACUCCUUCAAAGAAAAAUUAGGACAGGGGGGAUAUGGUAGCGUGUACAAAGGAAAAUUAAACAACGGCUGUCUAGUAGCAGUGAAGGUCUUGAACAAAUUAAAAGGGAACGGAGAAGAAUUUAUGAAUGAGGUGGCAGCCAUUAGCAGAACUUCCCAUGUCAACAUUGUCUCCUUGUUGGGCUUUUGUUUUGAGGGUUCGAAAAGAGCUCUCAUCUAUGAAUUCAUGCCUAAUGGAUCACUUGAGAAGUUCAUAUUUGAUGCAAAUACCCCGAACAAAAAUCAUCACUUGGGAUGGGAAGCAUUGGAUCGAAUUGCACUUGGCAUUGCUCGAGGGUUGGAGUAUUUACAUCGGGGUUGCAAUGCAAGAAUUCUGCAUUUUGACAUCAAGCCUCAUAACAUUCUUCUUGAUGAAAAUUUCACACCAAAAGUCUCUGAUUUUGGCCUUGCUAAGAUAUGCAACAUGAAAGAGAGCAUUGUGUCAAUGGCGUGUGCAAGAGGCACUGCUGGCUACAUUGCUCCAGAAGUAUUCUGUAGGAAUUUUGGAGGGGUCUCACACAAGUCAGAUGUAUAUAGCUAUGGGAUGAUGCUUUCGGAGAUGGUUGGAGGAAGAAGGAACAUCAAUGCCGAAGCUGAAGAUACAAGUGAAAUAUAUUUUCCACACUGGAUUUACAAGCGUUUGGAACUUGAUGAAGAACUUGGUCUGCCGAGCAUAAUGAAUGAGGAAGACAAAGUAAGAGCAAGGAAGAUGAUAAUAGUGAGCUUGUGGUGCAUACAAACAGACCCUUCAAACAGGCCAGCGAUGAAACAAGUGAUAGAUAUGUUGGAAGGCAGCGUUGAUUGCUUGCAGAUACCACCGAAGCCUUACUUGUCUUCUCCACCAAAGUCCGCCGUAGGUUCUUCUACUGCUACAUUGGUCUCAACACAAUAGAACGUACCCUGCAUUUUACUUGAACACAUUUAUGUUUCUGAAUAAUGGAACAAGUUUGCAGAGAACUGUAUGAUUAUGAACUUUAUCAUCAGGUUUGGACUAUAAUGAAUGCAAGGCUUUAUCUUUUUAUUAUUA